Cuscuta campestris is the source of this 846-nucleotide messenger RNA. The record is from the annotation of a GenBank genome assembly. NCBI's taxonomy places the organism in Eukaryota, Viridiplantae, Streptophyta, Magnoliopsida, Solanales, Convolvulaceae.
GCUUUAGAUAGGGAGUGAGUGACAUACAUACAAGAGUUAGAUAAUUGGGUGAAAAUGAGAAUGGGUUUUUGGGGAAUGAAUAAUAAUAAGGCUCUUAUUCCUUCAUCAUCAUCAUCAUCAUCUUCUUCGUCUGCAAUAAUAAUAAUAACAACAACGUUGGUGUUGUGUUUCAUUGUUAGGGUUUCUUCAAACGAAACCAGCAGUGCCGCCCUCACUCUUGGCUAUGAACAAGUGGCAACUGUGCGCCUUGGUCGAAUAUCCAAGAGUUGGUCUGCCCCUUGCUUUGCCCAGAACGCUGCUCGACUAGAAUUAUCUAUAAUUUCCGGGACAAGCAUUGGCUCGGUUUACAUCAUGCCACACAAUGGAAAGUGUUGGAGCUGCCGAGAUGAUUACCAGAUAAGGUUGGGGGAUGAAAUAAUGUCAACCGGCAGUGUUUAUUUUGGUGCUGUGGAAGCUCCUUUCUUGUUCGCCUACAUGACUACGGAUCAAAGGGAAAGAAUCCAGAAAGAAGGAAUGAAGAUUUUCGUGGAUAAGAAUGCAGCUUGUAAUGGUGUUUCCAGGAAGAUAAUGAAGAAUCCAUUUCUAGAUAUGGAAUUUGUUGCAAUGAAUUGAAACACGAUAAUGUGCUGAAUUAAGGCUGGAUUGUUUGAUGCAUUAUUAUAAUAAGAAAGCAAUAUCUUUAUCCAUUUCCCUUAAGAAUGGAUGGAUAAGAAUUUAAGAAGGUAUUGCAAGUGUGUGCUUAGUAGCUACGAGCUAGCAGUAUGUUUUCUCAAUUUCUUAAGUAUUAUGGGCAAAUGAACAAUAUAAUGCUCUUUUUUAAUUCUAAAAUAAGAUUCAUGUUUCACG